Molecule: messenger RNA, 1740 nt
Organism: Trypanosoma cruzi
Lineage: Eukaryota; Euglenozoa; Kinetoplastea; Trypanosomatida; Trypanosomatidae
Exons: 1
Coding region: 1-1740 (579 amino acids)
Source: RefSeq, a predicted model, not a curated record
AUGAGGUCGAAAUCCCAUUCCACGCUGCCGCGGGCAAAAUACACAGCUACCACGGCUGCCACAACUGUGACUUCGGGAUUGCCGCCAAAGAAAGUAGCGGAGUUGGUUCGACAGCUGGCGGAGUCUCGGUAUGAGGCGCAACAACUCCGCCAGCAGAUUCAGUCGUUGCAUCAAGAGAAUGACUCAUUUAGAGCUUCUAUUUUGCAUAGAUAUAUUGAUGGAAGUAUCGCAGAUGUCUCACUUCCCCAAAAGAAAUUAAGCCAACAACGAGAACCAAGAAAUCAACACCAGCAGCAACAUGAAGGCGAAAGGCCGUGUGCGUUAAAUGGAAAAGUAACUACUGCGAGAAAUGGGGGUACUGUGGAGCAUUCAGGUUUUAUGGAUCAGAAGAUUACUUCCCCACAGAAGGCGCAAACGUCACUCCUACCGGAGUCAAUUGGGAUGCUAUUGACGCCACCGUCCUCUUUUUUGAAAGCGGCUGACGAACCGUCUGUAAAGGGCGUGGAAAAUUUAGAGAACCGCCAUUCCUCUCUUGGGGAUUCUUAUUGGAGGAAGAAGUACGCCAAGCUGAAAAGGACUCACGAAAAGGCGCUUAGGGAGCGUGAUUUACAGCUAGCGGAGGUACAACAUCUUGUCUAUCAGAUUCACGAGGAGCAUGAUGAGCUGCGACAUCGCCAUGAGCGAGAUUCUCUGCAACGACAACUGGAGAUUGAGUCAAGGAGUCGGAUGUCACUAGAGGAAAAGACGAAGUCCCUUGAAGAAGAGGUAUUAGUGUGGCGACAGCGUUUUUUGCGUUUUGUAGGAGAGCCGGCACACAUGCCGAAUCAUGUAGUGGCAUCAGAAGUGGCGCCAACACUCGGCGAUACUUGUGAUGGCGGAAAUUUCUCAUCUCCUCCGGAUGGCUUGAACCAGACAGAUCGCUCCUUCGUGUGUCCAGAGAGUGCACUUGCUUCCAUGAUAGACGCUGAUGCCUUUCCACAGGGUGCAAAUGCCUUAAAUAGCACUCGUUAUGGCAACGCUCUGGAGAGAAAGAAGAAUGAUGUGGAGCAUUCUUAUUUGCAGCAUUGGCGAAAAAAGAAGAGAGAAGAUGUAAAUACGUUUGACUCUCAUGGAAUUCAGAAUACUUUUCUGCGGCCUUUUGCUAGAAUGAGCAGGCACUCCGUUGCUGUCCAGGUGGGACCAUCCACAGCAGCUGCAGCCUCUCAGACAGAGAAAUGUAGUCAAAAGUCCGUAGGGACGUUAGUGGAUUUUGGCAUUCAAAACAACAACGCAAAUCCGGGUCUGUUGCACUUUACGGGGGAAACAAAACUGACGCCGGAUGCAAGAAAGAAAGUUUUGGCCACUUUUGAUAGAAAUAUUGAAGAUCUGCCAAAAUCUCAUUUUCAAGAAAAGUCAACGGGCUCGGUUUCAUUCUUUACACCGGGGCCUUUUAAUCAGAAGAGUCUGCAGGACCACGUGUAUUACAUGGUGAAUCAGGUGCACGGGAGAGGCAGCCAUCAUCGAACAUCUUCUGUGCCUUCAUGCAGGCAGCCGGAGGAAUUACAUCCACCUUCUGCCUCUUUUGGUUUUCCUAUGGCUUCCCCUUCUGCUUCUAUGGCGGGACGUGGAAUUUCUAUUGACGGUAAUCAGGCAAAACGAGAUCGUCUUGAGGAAGAUAUUCGUAAACACGAUCAACUUUUAGAAGCCGUAGCGAAACUGCAGCGACGAGCGCAGCGUUUUGCCAAGACACCGUCCAUUUAA